This is a messenger RNA of Cladophialophora psammophila CBS 110553, 816 nucleotides long. RefSeq lists its product as uncharacterized. NCBI's taxonomy places the organism in Eukaryota, Fungi, Ascomycota, Eurotiomycetes, Chaetothyriales, Herpotrichiellaceae. Gene Ontology annotation, cellular component: RNA polymerase II, core complex. Gene Ontology annotation, biological process: transcription by RNA polymerase II. Bases 1 to 816 code for a protein of 271 amino acids. The transcript has 5 exons. Gene Ontology annotation, molecular function: DNA binding; protein dimerization activity. The record is from RefSeq and is a predicted model, not a curated record.
AUGUCGGAUACCUUCCCCACCCAGGCUGCGGCCACGGGAGACAAGACCCCUCCCAGGCCUACUCUCUCACCAAAACGAAUGUCCUCUGGCCACCUCGUCCCGGUUGAAAGUCAAGUUUGGCCUAAUCAUCCAAAGAAUAAACACUUGGGAGUCAAUUCUGGUGUUGACACCAAUAGUGUCAACAUCCCAGGCGCUAAUGGGAUCACGGUCACGGAAUCAAAGGCCAGCUGCAAGGACGUUGUCGAAAUGACCGACACGGAAGAUCCUGGCCCGCCGUCUGUACCUGAUCCGGCUUCUCUGUCGCCAGCCAAACCACGCCCCUCACAAAGCCCAUACCCUGGAGCCGGUCCGGGCGGCUACCCAAUAGAUGGCCAUGCUUGGAGACGCCACCCCGCGAACCUUCGAUACCAGUUUUUCGAAAUGGAGCAAAUGCACCACGACGAGAUCAACAGACAAGAAUGCACUGAGGCUUUCCUCCUUGGAGACGACGAGAAGAAAAUUGAAGAGAAGAUCGACACCCGUACUCCAAACACUACUAUCUUCACCUUCAACAAGGAAGACCACACCCUCGCCAACCUUCUCCGCGACAAGCUUCUAAAAAACAGCCACGUCACCUUUGCUGCCUAUCGGAUCCCGCAUCCUCUCUUUGCCAAAUUUGAACUUCGAGUCCAGACCGACGGUGAGAUUACCCCCAAGGAAGCCGUGCUGGCCAGUUCCCGCGACCUGGUCCACGACCUCGACGUCCUCAAGACCAACUUUACGCGAGAAUACGAGUUGAGAAAGAUGGUUGGUGGUGCUGCACAGAAUGGACAGUGA